AUGGUGAAUAGAAACCAAAAUGUCGAUAAUGUCAUACGGAAGAUUCAACAUGAUGAUAUGGCAACAUAUAAUAAUCUAGAAGCCAUGGUCAAAAGGAUUAUGGUUCGAAAUGGGGUAAACUUGGACCUUCGAAGGCCAAAUUAUACAUCACCUUUGUCGGAAUAUAUCCUACAGGCAGAAACACCCCCUAGAACAAAAAUCCCCAAAUUCACUAAGUUUUCUGGGGAUACUACUGAAUCCACUGUCGAAAAUGUGGCUAAAUAUUUAAUCGAGGCAGGAUACAUUUCGAACAACGAAAACUUUAGGAUAAAGUUUUUCCCAAGUUCUCUCACAAAGAAUGCCUUCACGUGGUUCACCACCUUACCACAAAGUUCGAUUCAUACUUGGAAUCAGUUAGAGAGAAUGUUCCAUGAGCAGUUUUACAUGGGACAAACUAAGAUAAGUCUGAAGGAAUUGACUAGUAUUAAACGAAAGUUUAUUGGGCCAAUUGAUGACUAUCUGAAUAGGCUUCGAUUACUCAAAGCCAGACGUUUUAUGCAAGUGCCAGAGUAUGAACUUGUCGAAAUGGUCACUGGGAGCCCUGACUAUUUUAUUAGGAAGAAGUUAGAUAUCCAGUAUUUGAGAGAUACGGCCCAACUGGUUGAUAAGGUUCGACAGUUAGAAUGCUUGAAGGAAGAAAAGGCUAGAGCAAAUAAGAAUAAAAGAGUAGCUUAUGUCGAUUUCAGCAAUGAUGGCGAAGGAUCCUAUAACGGGCCUUCACACUUCGACGAAAAUGAAAUCGACCUUGCUGAGUUAAAGCAAAGGCCAUCUUACGCGUGCAAGGUUUUGGCCCCGUCGAAUGGAAAAAACCCUAUUGAACCAGAAAAGAAUGAUAAACUUCCUAAGAAAACUUAUACUUUCGACGUUACAAAAUGUGACGAAAUCUUCAAUUUGGAUCUUGUGCAGAAUUCUAUCCAAGAAGGGAGACUCAAGUUUGGAGACAAAUCUCGGAGCCAGAUGAAGAUCGACUCUGAUCCUCUACAAGUGGCUGAUGCCCACUAUACGGAGCUAGAGGAAGUGAACCUGGUCGAAGUCACUAACGAUUUCGACAUGACCGAAGUCACUGAGGACUUCAUCAAUGAACCUAUCAUGGUUAGGAUUUCUGAACAUCUUGAUCAUGAAUUCUUUAAUGACUUCAUUCAGGAAGCUAUGGGAGAUUCCACCAACAAGAGCGCUAAUGUCUUCGACGCUGGAAUAACUGAAGAUUCCAACCUGAUGAUAGUCACCAAGGAAACCGCUGAUGGUUUCGUGCAGAUAGAUAAGGCCACUGAUGGCCUUCAAUUAUAA
Messenger RNA from Lathyrus oleraceus (garden pea), 1326 nucleotides. RefSeq lists its product as uncharacterized. Bases 1 to 1326 code for a protein of 441 amino acids. Lineage: Eukaryota; Viridiplantae; Streptophyta; Magnoliopsida; Fabales; Fabaceae. The transcript has 2 exons. The record is from RefSeq and is a predicted model, not a curated record.